AAUCAGAAUCAAAAUCGCUCAAUCUCUACGUUCAGAUUCUUCUGCUUCGCUUUCUAUCUCAAACAAGCUAUUUUCUCUCGCUUUAUCAUUGCUAUGGCGGACGUUCAGAUGGCUGAUGCAGAGACCUUCGCUUUCCAGGCUGAGAUCAACCAGCUUCUGAGUUUGAUCAUCAACACCUUCUACAGCAACAAGGAGAUUUUCCUUCGAGAACUCAUCAGCAAUUCCUCUGAUGCUUUGGAUAAAAUUCGAUUUGAGAGCCUGACCGACAAAAGCAAGCUCGAUGCUCAGCCAGAGCUUUUCAUUCGGAUUGUACCUGACAAGGUUAACAAGACGCUCUCCAUCAUUGACAGUGGGAUUGGCAUGACCAAAGCAGAUUUGGUGAACAACUUGGGUACAAUUGCAAGGUCUGGCACCAAGGAAUUUAUGGAGGCUUUGCAAGCUGGAGCCGAUGUUAGCAUGAUUGGACAGUUCGGUGUUGGUUUCUACUCCGCCUAUCUUGUUGCUGAGAAGGUCAUUGUGACUACAAAGCACAAUGAUGACGAGCAAUACAUCUGGGAAUCACAGGCUGGUGGUUCCUUCACUGUCACUAGGGAUGUCAAUGGUGAACAGCUUGGCAGGGGUACCAAGAUCACCCUCUUCCUCAAGGAGGACCAGUUGGAAUACUUGGAAGAAAGGAGGAUCAAGGACCUCGUGAAGAAGCACUCUGAAUUCAUCAGCUACCCCAUAUACCUCUGGACUGAGAAGACUACUGAGAAAGAGAUCAGUGAUGAUGAAGACGAUGAACCCAAGAAGGAAGAGGAAGGAGAUGUUGAGGAGGUUGAUGAGGAUAAGGAGAAAAAAUCCAAGAAGAAGAAGGUCAAGGAGGUUUCUCACGAGUGGCAGCUCAUCAACAAACAGAAACCCAUUUGGCUGCGCAAGCCUGAGGAAAUUACAAAGGAUGAAUACGCUUCCUUCUACAAGAGCUUGACCAAUGACUGGGAGGAGCACCUUGCUGUCAAGCACUUCUCUGUUGAAGGACAGCUUGAGUUCAAGGCCAUUCUCUUUGUCCCAAAGAGGGCUCCAUUUGACCUCUUUGACACCAGGAAGAAGAUGAACAACAUUAAGCUUUAUGUGAGGAGAGUGUUCAUCAUGGACAACUGUGAGGAGCUCAUCCCAGAGUAUCUAGGUUUCGUCAAGGGUGUUGUGGACUCUGAUGAUUUGCCUCUCAACAUCUCUCGUGAGAUGCUACAACAGAACAAGAUCUUGAAGGUGAUCAGGAAGAAUCUUGUGAAGAAGUGUAUCGAGAUGUUCAAUGAGAUUGCUGAGAACAAGGACGACUACCAGAAGUUCUAUGAGGCAUUUUCCAAGAACUUGAAAUUGGGUAUCCAUGAAGACAGCCAGAACAGAGCCAAGCUUGCCGACCUUCUCCGAUUCCACUCAACCAAGAGCGGCGAGGAGUUGACAAGCCUGAAGGACUAUGUGACAAGAAUGAAGGAGGGUCAGAAGGACAUCUACUACAUCACUGGUGAAAGCAAGAAGGCAGUGGAGAACUCUCCGUUCCUGGAACGCCUAAAGAAGAAGGGCUAUGAAGUCCUUUUUAUGGUGGACGCGAUUGACGAGUAUGCUGUUGGGCAAUUGAAGGAAUAUGAUGGCAAGAAGCUGGUCUCUGCAACCAAGGAAGGCCUCAAGCUUGACGAUGAGACUGAGGAAGAGAAGAAGAAAAAGGAGGAGAAAAAGAAGUCUUUUGAGAGCCUCUGCAAGACCAUCAAGGACAUUUUGGGCGACAGGGUUGAGAAGGUGGUGGUCUCUGACAGAAUUGUGGACUCUCCUUGCUGCUUGGUGACCGGAGAAUAUGGCUGGACCGCAAACAUGGAGAGGAUCAUGAAGGCUCAGGCUCUGAGGGACAACAGCAUGAGCUCGUACAUGUCCAGCAAGAAGACAAUGGAGAUCAACCCCGACAACGGAAUCAUGGAGGAGCUGAGGAAGAGGGCAGAGGCGGACAAGAACGACAAGUCUGUGAAGGACCUUGUGCUGCUUCUGUUCGAGACGGCCCUCUUGACCUCUGGUUUCAGCCUGGAUGAUCCAAACACUUUUGCAGCGAGAAUUCACAGGAUGCUGAAACUGGGGCUUAGCCUUGAUGACGAGGAGACUGCUGGGGAAGAUGCUGACAUGCCUGCACUGGAGGAAGAUGGUGCUGAGGAGAGCAAGAUGGAGGAGGUCGACUAAAUCAUCUACAUUUUGAGGAGUAAAUUGGAUUUGAGCUUGUGGAUAUUUUGGGUAUUUGAACAUAGUGAAGCGUCUGGUUUAUGGGAGGAAGGUGCUCCUGUGGUGUCUUUUUUUCUCUUUUUGUUGAAUUGUGUCUUUUUUAAGUCCCAAUAGUUUUUGUUUUUUUUAGUCGGAGAGUGUGGAGUCUUGUAGUUGUGCUUAAAUUCUGAACUCUGGUACAAAGUCAAUAUAAUUUGGGAAUUCU
Prunus dulcis (almond) is the source of this 2449-nucleotide messenger RNA. Its product is annotated as heat shock protein 83. The record is from RefSeq and is a predicted model, not a curated record. Gene Ontology annotation, cellular component: cytosol; plasma membrane; protein-containing complex. Gene Ontology annotation, biological process: protein folding; cellular response to heat; protein stabilization. Bases 94 to 2205 code for a protein of 703 amino acids. The transcript has 4 exons. NCBI's taxonomy places the organism in Eukaryota, Viridiplantae, Streptophyta, Magnoliopsida, Rosales, Rosaceae. Gene Ontology annotation, molecular function: ATP hydrolysis activity; ATP-dependent protein folding chaperone; ATP binding.